Aspergillus sclerotioniger CBS 115572 is the source of this 1101-nucleotide messenger RNA. It is a transcript of the gene scw4, whose product is annotated as putative cell wall glucanase (Scw4). The record is from RefSeq and is a predicted model, not a curated record. Gene Ontology annotation, biological process: cell wall organization. Gene Ontology annotation, cellular component: fungal-type cell wall; cell surface; extracellular region. The transcript is spliced from 3 exons. Gene Ontology annotation, molecular function: glucan endo-1,3-beta-D-glucosidase activity; 1,3-beta-glucanosyltransferase activity. Lineage: Eukaryota; Fungi; Ascomycota; Eurotiomycetes; Eurotiales; Aspergillaceae. Bases 1 to 1101 code for a protein of 366 amino acids.
AUGAAGCGUCUCAUACAACUUGUUGCUGUUCUGCUGUUCAGCUAUGUUGCCAACGCACUUCCUUAUGAUGCAGACAACCAUGCCGACAGGCGCGAUCUUGCUACUUCGAGUGACACAGAAGCUGCCAAUGUGAUCGUUUGGGUGGACCAGGAUGGACAUGUUCUUGCCAGCAAUGCUGCGGACAGCAACCAGGGCCCAACUGCAACUGGAAGCAACUCGCCUACGAGUCUUCCACCUUUGUUGCCGAUUCUCGACGACGACGUGCCUUUUCAACUCUCUCCCGCCCUCCCGGUUUCUGAGCCUAGCAACCGCCCGCAAACAGGCAAUGAUCGUCUCUUUGGCAUUUCGUACUCUCCGUACAAUGAUGAUGGCACUUGCAAGACCCAAGACCAAGUCAACAAAGACCUGGAUAGGCUGACACAAUAUGCGUUUGUACGGAUCUACGGCGUAGACUGUGACCAGACAAAAAAGGUAACCACGGCAGCCCGACAACGCAAUUUGAAGGUUUUCGCUGGUGUCUUCAACUUGCAGAACUUCCCCGCCAGUCUUGACUAUAUUACUGGGGCAGCGGCCGGGGACUGGUCUGUCUUUCACACAAUUACCAUUGGCAACGAACUGGUCAACAAGGGUCAGAGUUCGGUUGCCGAUGUUGUCAAUGCAGUGAAUACUGCGCGCAAAAGGCUUCGUGCUGUAGGCUACAGAGGCUCCGUGGUGACUGUUGAUACAUUCUCCGUUAUGCUGCAACAUCCCGAGCUUUGCGUGGUAUCCGAUUACUGCGCUGCUAAUUGCCAUGCUUUCUUUGACGCGAACAACACCCCUGACCAAGCCGGUCAGUAUGUCAAGAACCAAGCCGCACAGAUCUCGAAAGCUGCCCAUAACAAGAAGACGCUCAUUACAGAGUCUGGAUGGCCACAUGCCGGUCAGCCCAAUGGCAAGGCCGUGCCGUCUCCAGAAAACCAGCAAAAGGCCCUGGCCAGUCUGAAACAGGCUUUCACCGACUCGGAUCAACUGGUUCUUUUCACAGCCUUUGACGACCAGUGGAAGCAAGACUCCAGCGGCACCUACGGAGCGGAGAAAUACUGGGGCAUCGAGAAACAUUGA